AUGGCAGCUAUUAACGGAACAGUCGCGACAAAGCAGACAGCCAGCCCAUCUCCUUUGAAGGUAUUAGUAGUAGGAGGUGGAAUCGGUGGGUUGACUGCUGCAAUUGCUCUUCGUAAGCAAGGCCAUGAUGUCCAAAUCUUCGAGCAAUCUCGGCUGGCCGUCGAAACCGGCGCAGCACUUCAUCUUGCCCCUAAUGCCAAUGGAAUCCUGAAGCGAUUGGGUAUCGAUGCGCAGCAGUGUGGCGCGAACUUGAUGGAGAGGCUUGUUGAAUAUACCUCUCUGGGCCGCAUUGAACGAGCUAUGGAUCUUACCGAGCAAAACAAGAGAUGGCAGCAUCAAUGGCUCCUAGCUCACCGCAUUGAUUUGCAUAACCAACUUAAAAGGGCAGCCAUGAGCGCUGAUGCGGACCGCGAGGCUAUCCCAUUCCGAACCGCCAGUCGGGUGGUACAGGUCGACCCAGCAACAGCCACCAUCACACUUGAAGACGGAACCGAGUUCCAGGGUGAUCUGGUGGUUGGAGCUGACGGAGUUCACUCCAUCACUCGCAGCGCAAUUCCAGGUGGAAAUCAAGCAGCGCUGCAUGAUCCUGAGACUGCUGCUCUAGUCGAGCGUCUGGGAGAGCUGUCCAUCUGGUACGGCGCUGAUCGGCGGAUUGUACUUUAUCCCACGUCGCACAACGCUGUGCUGAAUUUCGUGUUGAUUCACCCGGAAGAGGAGUCGGCGGAAGAGGCAGACGAGAGCUGGGGCCAGUCAGGCAAUCUACAGAAGAUGCUCCAGAUCUUCUCUUCGUUUGACCCUGCGGUGCUAAAGCUGCUGAGCAUGGCGGAUCCACAGAGUGUUCGGGUUUGGAAGCUGCUAGAUAUGGAGGAGAUUCCCCGUUGGUAUGAGGGGCGUUUGGCUCUGCUAGGCGACGCCGCCCACCCCUUCCUCCCACAUCAAGGGCAGGGAGCAGGGGUUGCAAUAGAAGAUGCUGCUUGCCUGGCUGUAGUGCUGCCGCUGGGAACGUCCGUCGAGGAAAUACCAGAGCGUCUUCAGUUGUACGAUGAGAUUCGCCAUGAACGCGCUACCCGCAUACAGCAAUACUCUCGGUUGGCCGGUCGUGAUCGUGUCGAUGGACAGGAAACCGCUGACAUGUACGGCUUUACCAACUACAAUUUUGGCCACGACGAGUGGGAUAAUUCGACGCAGAGACUCCGCGAGUGGACGUGGAAACGCAUCCCCAAUCCCUACUGGCGCAUGCCCCUCGCCUUUGGUCCUAUGCCCGGUCCGCGCCAGAACCACUUGGGCGUCCCCCGCGAUGGCACCAAAUCGACCUUCACGACUGCCUCAAUCAAGUUCAAGACCUCACGUACUGUACUACAGAACCUCUUUCCCCCGGGCCGCCGUGGCUGGCGAUUCAGCGCUCCUGAUACGGUGGCAUAUGCCUCCUUCUCGCAGACCACCUUGAACAAGAUGGAGUGGUUGGGUGGCUCAGGAUAUUCUCACAUCGGUUUGUAUGUCCAUGGUGUCGAGUACGUCAAGAAGGACGGCACAGUCAUUCGGGGCUCCUACCUGCCCAUCCUCUUUGAGUCAAUGACCGACCCCAUCGUGUCGGGGAGAGAAGAACUGGGCGCUCCCAAGUUGUAUACUUCGGUGGACAUCUACCGCCGGGCAAAAUCGUAUCGGAUUCGUACAGGGUGGCAGGGCGCUCUCUGGGGCCAUUUCCUACUUGAAGAUCUGGUCGAAGUUGACCCAGCGUCGACCCCCGGAGGAUUCAGUGGAGAAGCUGAUGAUGGGAUCAUGGUUUACAAAUAUCUCCCACAGACCGGUCGAUUGAACAAGAACAAGGCGGCUGAAGAGUACGCGGCCUUUGAUCCCUUCUCGGAGGCUUUGCCCACCCCCAAUCCACGCAAGGUAUGGACCUCCUCCAAGGCCAGUUUCCAAAUCGACCCGCUGGACUGGGAGCAACUGCCUACACUACAUCAUGUUAUUUCGCGACUGGCAGAGCUGCCGGUAUAUGAGAUCGUAAGCGCCAGGGUGGUGGAGGGAGACGGAGUGCCCGAUGUUUCGGGAAUGAGGCCAAUUGAAUAG
Molecule: messenger RNA, 2070 nt
Organism: Aspergillus udagawae
Lineage: Eukaryota; Fungi; Ascomycota; Eurotiomycetes; Eurotiales; Aspergillaceae
Product: putative salicylate hydroxylase
Exons: 6
Coding region: 1-2070 (689 amino acids)
Molecular function (GO): monooxygenase activity; FAD binding
Source: RefSeq, a predicted model, not a curated record